CGCAGUAACGCUUCCAAAAUCCAAACAUGUUCCCCACCGCCGGCGGCCGCCGCUUCCUCCUGGUCAUCCGCCGCGCCACCGCCGCCGGCACAAACCCUAACGACCACCACCACCACGCCGGCGCGCUCUUAUCCCAUCGCUACUAUUCGGCCCGCGUCGCGAGAAACCCUGAGACGGAAGCCGCCGCCGCCGCCUCCUACCUCGCCGCCUCCUUCGGCCUCUGCCCCGCCGACGCCGCCAGGAUCUCCCGCAAGACCCGCUUCCGCUCCAGCGCCGAUGCGGAAGCCGUCGUCGCCCUCCUCCGCGGCCACGGCUUCUCCAAUGCCAACAUCGUGCAGGUGCUCCCGAAAACCCCGAACCUCUUCACCCUUAACCCCGACAAGAUCCUCCGGCCGAAGCUCGAGUUCUUCGCCUCCCUCGGCGUCACCGCCGCCGCCCUGUCCCGCGCGCCCAUCCUCGGACGCAGCCUGGAGAACCACCUGGUCCCGUGCAUCGAGUUCCUCCGCGGCGUCGUCGGCACCGACGCUAAAGUCCGCGCGGCCAUCUCCCGUAACCCCUGGGCCCUCUGGCCCGACAUUAACAGCAGCAUGCGCCCCGCCUUGGAAGCCCUUCGCAGCCAUGGCCUUUCUGACGCGGACAUCUGCAAGCUUGUCGUCAUCAAUGUCAGCGUUCUCACGAUGUCACCCGACCGCAUCAGGGGGAUCUUUGAGGACCUUGAGGAGCUCGAGUUUCCAGUCACGCACUCGCGCUUCGUGUACGGCUUCUGGGCACUGUCAAGACUCAAGAGGAGGGCAUGGGAGGAGCGCAUGUCCAUGUACAUGAGCUUCGGGUUUACCAGGAGCGAGUUGCUCAAGGCAUUCAGGGAGCAGCCCGGUUUACUAGUGUUCACAGCUACAAGUAUCCACCAGAAGCUCUGUUUCUACCGGGACAAGGUAAAGAUUGCGCUUGCAGAUGUGAUUGCACGACCUCUUCUCUUGACGUUCAGCUUGGAGAAGAACAUCCUCCCUAAAUGUGCUGUGCUGAGUGUGCUAUUGAGGAAGGGCAAGAUUAAGAAAGAUGGGAGAGAGAUGGUCUUGUUCAGAUCGUUGCGGCGUAGCAAUACAAGUUUCUUUGAGAGAUUUGUGAGGAAGUAUGAGAAAGAUGUGCCAGAUGUUGUAAAAGCAUAUGAGGGGAAGAUUAAGUUCACAGGAUUCAUGGAUUAGGAUGUCAUUGUUUGAUUACUCUGAAAGUCUGAAGUCAAAGUGACAGCUUUCCAGGGUGUAUUCUCUAUAGCUUGUAGGUAAGUCUAAAUACAUUUUUACAUUGUCUUGCCAUGCAAUCUUACCUUAAUGUUUGUUGGAUCACUUUUGCCAUAGUACAACUAAUGGCAUCAUCCAAAUCCGAAGUUGUGACAUGUUAUUUAACCUCUGUAUUUUGUAGUUUUGUGGUGUAUAUGCACCUAGAGACAAUUUCUCUUACCUUAAUCUUCACUGAAGGAUAAUACAUCGUAUUUUGUAAGGAUGAUCAGCUCAUUUAACUAUCUGCUGAAUGAACCAAUUUACCCCUGCCUAAUAAUGGUGUCACCAGAGUAUUUCCACUGGCACUUGAU
Molecule: messenger RNA, 1588 nt
Organism: Oryza brachyantha (malo sina)
Lineage: Eukaryota; Viridiplantae; Streptophyta; Magnoliopsida; Poales; Poaceae
Exons: 1
Coding region: 27-1202 (391 amino acids)
Biological process (GO): chloroplast organization; regulation of DNA-templated transcription
Cellular component (GO): chloroplast
Molecular function (GO): double-stranded DNA binding
Source: RefSeq, a predicted model, not a curated record